GGAACUGACACAGAAUAACGAGCCAAAGCGAAGAUUGCAUGACACUAGUUUCGAAGUCACAGAGAUAACAAGAAAGUCUCUAAAAUUUGAUGAACAAGAUGACCCCUUACUGGACUCGGACAGUGCAAGUGGCAUUGAACAGAAAGACGUUACUUUGAUUGUCACACAGCCUUUUAUUCCCACCGCCACCGUUCAACCAGGACAAGCGUCACAAGCCUUAACGAGCAAUAUUGAUUUGUGCCCGAUAUUUAUGUCCACGCCUAAGAAAGCGCCAGUGAACAAAAAAACUGAUGAGAGCAGGGUUACUAUCUCU
Paramuricea clavata is the source of this 313-nucleotide messenger RNA. The record is from the annotation of a GenBank genome assembly. Lineage: Eukaryota; Metazoa; Cnidaria; Anthozoa; Malacalcyonacea; Plexauridae.